GUAUUUUUCCUCCAGAUUUCUCUUCAGACCUCGAAGGAAAAAUAUCAGGCAAAGGAAGGGAGAGAGGGCGAAGGGAAAGUGAGGAGGGGAGAGAAAGAGAGAGAAAGAGAGGAAAGAUGGCUAGUGAAUUCAGAAAGAAAAUAUUCUGGAGGGCAGUGGUGGCUGAGUUCCUGGCCAUGAGCCUUUUUAUUUUCAUCAGCAUCGGCUCGGCCCUGGGCUUCAACUUCCCCGUGGUGGCCAACAAGACGUCGACGAGGUCGCAGGACAACGUGAAGGUGUCGCUGGCGUUCGGGCUGUCCAUCGCCACCAUGGCUCAGAGCGUGGGCCACAUCAGCGGGGCACACCUGAACCCCGCCGUCACCCUGGGGCUGCUGCUCAGCUGCCAGAUCAGCAUCUUCAAGGCGCUCAUGUACAUCCUCGCCCAGUGCCUGGGGGCAGUGGUGGCCACGGCCAUCCUCUCGGGAGUCACCUCCUCCCUGCCGGACAACUCCCUGGGGCUGAACGCUCUUUCAGAGGGAAUCAAUGCAGGCCAAGGGCUGGGAAUUGAAAUCAUUGCCACCUUCCAGCUGGUGCUGUGUGUCCUGGCCACCACAGACCGCAGAAGGAACGACGUCUCGGGAUCGGCGCCUUUGGCCAUCGGUCUCUCUGUUGCCUUGGGACACCUUCUCGCUAUUGAUUACACCGGCUGUGGGAUUAACCCAGCCAGAUCUUUCGGCUCAGCGCUCAUCGCCAACAACUUUGAAAAUCACUGGAUUUUCUGGGUUGGCCCAAUCAUUGGAGGAGCGAGUGCUGCCCUGAUUUACGAUUUCAUCCUGGCGCCCAGGACCAGCGACCUCACCGACCGCAUGAAGGUGUGGACCAGUGGCCAAGUGGAAGAGUAUGACCUGGAAGGGGAUGACAUGAACUCCCGGGUUGAAAUGAAGCCAAAAUAAAGAAGGGCAUGGAGAGAAGAAAGAAAACAAAACAAAAAACAAAAAAACAGAAAGUAAAAAAAAAAACGUGCGCAGAACAUUGGUUUCCGAAGAUUUUAUCAGUGUUAUAGACUCUUUGUAAACCAGCAAGCAGUACUUUGGUUUUUUAAUUCAGUACAGUUUUCCUUUUAUUUUUCUUCUUUGAUUUUUUUCCCCAAUCCUAAUAGCAUUUUUUAUAUCUGGGGUUUUUCAAUUACAGAGUCUUUAGGUUGAGAAGUCAUGACCUAAAUAACUGGGGUGAAGUUUAUUUAGGCCCCCUUUUCACAACCCAAAUAAAUUGGACUGAAGUUUAACCCCUCACUUGGUACCACCCAAUUUUGAGGUGUAUUUAGUGUGGGGGGUUCUCCCACCACAUCACUCAGUAAUGAUAAGUAGUUCCAAUGACCAGUUUGUUUCCUGAAAGAAUAGAUAUUGAGGACAGAGAACAACCUGUUCAAAUAAUGAAAGCCUUACAGCUGAAAAAACAUUUAUACAUUUAUACAUAUUUAUACAAAAAUGCAAGGCUGGCAUCUAAUGCCAGCAAUGAAUGGGAAAAAACCCAGUCUCAAAUCAUCAUCCAAAAACAUCUUUGGGAAGGAAAGGUUACUAAAGAUUAGUUGCUUUAUAAAAUUACCCAUCAUUUCCUAAAUGACUGAUCAUCUUUGAGAAAGAGGGACAGAAAAGUAAGGCAGGAUAAGAAUUUCCAGAGUCACAGGAUCUUUCAGACUUUCUAGUGUGUCAUUCUCCCUGAACUUGCCUCCAGCAGCUUGUGAGAGGAGAAUACACGUGACAAAAAAAACCAAACAAACAUAUAUAUAUAUAUUAAUUCCUGGGAAGUAAUAACUAGAAGUCAAAUUGGAGAGUAGCAACAACAAUGGCAACAAGAGCCACAUGGUGCCAAUGUGUAAAGAGGAUCUGAUGGUUCCUGUGACUCCUCUGCUUUUGUUCACCUUGUGUAAUUUAUCAUUUGAUUUAAAGCAAAACAAGGAGGAAAGAAGUCCCCUUUUUCUCUGACCCCAUUCCAAUAGCCAGCGCUGUGACAUUCAGGGACCACAAAAAGAUGUACACACGGUAUAUUUUCUAAAGAGGGACAAAUACAUACCUGUAAGUCCAUUUUGGGGGUGGUUGCUUUGUUUUUAUAUAUAUAUAUAUAUAAAUGUUUAUAUAUAUGUUUUAUACAGAAAGCCUAGUGUACUGUUUUGUAAGAAAAUAAGAGCAUAAACACAAGUGGAAAGAAUUGCAGCAGUGCUUAGCGAAAUAAAGGACACUGGACACAAGAAAGAAAAUAACAACCUAAAUGACGUGGAAGAUUAUUUUCUGUUUAAAUUUGUGUGUGUGUGUGCUACUUAUGAUUUCCUGAGUAACCCAAAGCAUUAGCUGGUCUUACCUACUAACUAUAGACUAUAGUUAAAGCAGAUCCGUGCUGAUACACUUGUUCUGCACUAAACAAUUCUCCAUAAGAAACGAGGUCCAGAGGAACUGACUGAAAAUCAGCACAUUCCAGCAUCCAGCAAAACCCCCCAGAGGUAAUGGGAUGGAUUCCCCUCUCUGAGAGACAGGGUGGGAUUGGGAGGUGAAGUAGGACUGGCAUAGGAAUCUGUAUGGGUUGGAUCAUUUCAUCAGCUUGAGCGGAUGGAAAACAAAAAAAGAAAAAAAAUCACCAGCAAAAUAAACCAGAAUAUAUUUUAUCUUUCUUGUCUACAUUUGAUGUGCUAUCCCAUGUAUUGCCUAUGUACAUAGAGCAUGAUUGGAUUUUGGGGCGGUUUUAAAAUAAACAAAAUCAGUUGUGCUAACAAAUGAAA
Messenger RNA from Prinia subflava (tawny-flanked prinia), 2752 nucleotides. RefSeq names its product aquaporin 1 (Colton blood group) (gene AQP1). Gene Ontology annotation, molecular function: carbon dioxide transmembrane transporter activity; water channel activity; glycerol transmembrane transporter activity. The coding region runs from base 117 to 932 and encodes 271 amino acids. The record is from RefSeq and is a predicted model, not a curated record. Gene Ontology annotation, cellular component: membrane. Lineage: Eukaryota; Metazoa; Chordata; Aves; Passeriformes; Cisticolidae. Gene Ontology annotation, biological process: carbon dioxide transmembrane transport; hyperosmotic response; renal water transport. The transcript has 4 exons.